This is a messenger RNA of Phialemonium atrogriseum, 3080 nucleotides long. RefSeq lists its product as uncharacterized. The transcript has 8 exons. The coding region runs from base 27 to 2996 and encodes 989 amino acids. NCBI's taxonomy places the organism in Eukaryota, Fungi, Ascomycota, Sordariomycetes, Cephalothecales, Cephalothecaceae. The record is from RefSeq and is a predicted model, not a curated record.
CGAAUCUCUAUGCCAAUCUCAUCAAAAUGCAUGAAACAUCAAGAUUGAAGAAGUGGAUUAACCCAAUAACGUGGUGGUCCAUGCUGGACAUGGAUCGGGAGUCCCUCCUCCAGAUGAUGAAGUGUUCACUUCCGCCGGUAGUGGUCAUUGCAAUAUCUCAAACCAGUGCCGUGGCCAACAUGACUUCGACAGUGGGCUAUCUCGCCACCAUCACGGCUGUUUCGUCACAGUGUCUUCUACCACGUGCCAAGUUCUUAAGAAUCAUGUUCUUUAAUCUCUUGGCCACUUGCAUUGCCGCUUCGCUAUGCUGUCUCGCCAGCUACACAGCGGUCAAGGCACGCAAACAGAGUCGCGGAUCCGACAGUUCUGGACACGGCGGACUCAGCGAUUACAACAGUGACGCUUGCGUUGUGUCUGCGAUUUGGCUCAUUGUCAUGAUCUGGGUUGCGAAUGGAUUUCGAGCAUGGCGGCCCACGGAACUACAGGACCCCAUGGUCGCGUUUUCCAUCUUCUCUGUCGUUACCCUUACUCGGUCCGGCACUUUUGAGGACGUUUCUGAGGGCCUCAACUUCAUCUCACGGCUCCUGAAGACCCUACUUCUAGGCUUCGCCAUUGCCACUGGAAUAUCAUUGCUCAUCCUCCCCAGGACCUGCCGGGGGCAUGUCUUUGAGGAUAUUCGAAGCUAUACCGAGCAGACACAGGCUGUCCUCGCUUCGCUGCCAGAAUUCUUGCGAAGCUUCCCGAACGGGACUUCACCGGCAGCCCCUUCUAGCCCGGACUCGGACGCCGAGGUUGCAGAUACGCAGCAGACGACACUAGCUGCCCUGGCUCGUGAUAAACUGAGCGCGGCGAUCAACGCCUUAAACACCUUGGAUGCCAAGAUCCAGGGCGGUCUGCACUACUCUAAAAUGGAGGUGGCUUGCGGCAAACUAGCUGCCUCGGACCUGGAGGAAAUCUCGGACCUUCUACGAAACCUCCUUCGACCGCUCUCCGGGAUGGUGCUUCUUCCGGAUAUGCUCGACAACCUCGUCCAGACCGACUCCUUCCGGACACACGAGCCCGGGAACUUUCAGGCUAGUAUGAAACAAGGCGGAAUCGACUAUGUUGCGGGUAGCUUGCCUACGUGGCUCUCCGAGAUAAGCAAUCUCAUAACCAUCGGCCUACAAUACUUCUUGGUACGGCUUGAGCUUGUGAGCCGGAGCCAGGUUUGCAAACAGGAACACCAAUUGGAUAUUCUUGACCAAGAUGGGAAGCUAAUAAGUCUAGAUCCCGAGAGCAUCAAUUUUGUUGACGAGUUUGAGCGGAGCUUGAAACAUGUGUCUUCGUCUUCUCGAAAGCAAUUCCUCGAUGAGAUUUCCCUCCCACACAACGCAAUCUUGCAUGCCGAGGGGUCUGAAGGCGACUCUUGCGUGCACGAAAGCAACUUGGGGAUUCAGCAACAGUAUUUUAUUGCUCUGUACUUGUUUUACUUACAGGACAUGGUUGCCGAUGCAACCGUUGCGUUGGCAUUGUUUGCCCGCCGAAAGGUUACCGAUGGGACAAUGGCACGCUAUCGACUUAUCCGUCCCGACAAACUCAGCCCCUGGGGAUGGUUCUCUCCCUCGUCAGACUCAAGGGAAACUGCCACGGUCAUCCAUGAUUUCCCACCGCCUCGCGAGGAGGCCCAGGGAAUCAAAGUGGCCGAUCCGGAGCACCUGGUGCCGUCCAAUGUCUGGGAACGGGAGAGCGGCCGUUUUCGCAGUAUUUCGGCCUUGAUUGGUUCGGACUUGAGCAUGUUUGGUCUGCGUGUCUCUGUGGCAUCAUUCUGCGUCGGUAUUUUGGCUUAUCUGCAUCAGACGCAGGAGUUCUUUAUACGUCAGAGAUGUAUAUGGGCCAUGAUUGUCAUUGUCAUCGGAAUGAGCCCGACGAGCGGCCAAACCAUGUUUGGUUUUGUGGCCCGCAUCGUGGCAACCGUCUUUUCCGUUGCGUUGAGCCUUAUUGCCUGGUACAUCGUGGAUGGAAGAACCGCUGGGGUUAUCAUCUUCCUGUUCCUGGCGAAUAUGGUCGGGUCUUACGUCUACGUCAAAAAGCCCCAGUACUUUGGACCUUCGAUCAUUGCUGUCAUCACACUGAACGUCAUCAUCGGCUACGAACUACAGGUGCGCAAGCUUGGGAGAGACAGGGCCGAAUCCAACGGACAACCAUACUACCCCAUCUACAUCUUCGGCCCCUACAAACUUCUCGCCGUGAUCGCCGGCUGCGUCAUCUCUUUCUUCUGGGUCAUUUUCCCUUAUCCCAUCACCGCCAAGUCCAAGGUCCCGCGACUCGUCGGAGAGAACCUCUUCAACCUAGCAAGGGUUUACAGCGUUAUGCACGCGACGAUUGAGCUGUGGAUCGACCGACAGCAUAGCAGGCCCGAAGACCCCGAAGACCCUGCUCACCUCUACGCUCAUAUGGGCGCGAUGAUGAAGAAGCUGACCAAGGAGGGGUUGCUUUCGCUCCAUUCUCUGAGAAUGCACGGUCGUUUUGCAACAUACGAGCCGCCGCUUGGUGGCAAGUUCCCGGUCCGCAUCUACAGCAACAUGAUGUCGGCUAUUCAGCAGUCGUUGAGCUUGAUGUCUCUGAUGGCAUACAUCGGACGCACCAUGCCAUCCGCAACUCGACAAACCGAGAAUGCUUCGGGGGAGGCAAAAGACUGGACCUCGGGCUUAGCCGUCGCGGCACUCGAGUCGACUGACUUCCAAUCGCACUCCACGACAUCACUGUUUUGUCACCUUGGCUCCGCCAUGGUAAACGCUCAGCCUCUGCCGCCAUUUCUAUCUGUAUCAGAACCAUUUCCGCUGGCGCGGCAGUUGCAGCGACUCGAGUUCAAGCUGUUAAACAUAAAUAAUGCUCAGGAUCCAGCGUUUAUUGCCUUUAUCUCAUUAGAAGUCCUAAGAACGACCCUCAACUUUGAGUUGAAGAAAAUGCUGAGGAAUGUGCGGAUGCUAGUAGGAGAAGUAAAACUCGACGUUUAAUUAUAUAGCGCAGUACAUACCCCCCCUAUUCUUCUUCUGAACGCCGAAUAAACUAGGUAGACACAUAGAAAUAAUAAGUGAAGC